CCAUGAAUAACCAACCCUCUGCUUCGAAUCCAGGAUCAAACACUAGUGACACAAGUCCUGCGGCUAAUAACGGCAACAACACUCCGAUCGCCAACAUGUCGACCAACUCUAAUAACAGCAGCGGGACCUCCAAUAGCCCGACGCCCAACGGAAACGGCACAUCCAAUUCCAGUGAGAAGAGGAGUUCGCCCAUAGAUCAGUCCUUGUCUUCAAAAUAUAAUCCCAAACAUGUGUGUCGAGUGUGCAAUAAACCAUUCUCUAGUGGUUCCGCACUUCAGAUACAUAUGCGGACGCAUACGGGCGACAAACCCUUCAAAUGUCAAAUUUGUGGCCGAGCUUUCACCACCAAGGGCAAUUUGAAGGUUCAUAUGGGAACUCAUAUGUGGAGUAAUGGUUCCUCGCGAAGAGGUCGGCGAAUGUCUAUAGAUUUGCCAAAUUUGCAUAUUUCUCCCCCAAAACAACUCGAGUUUGGCUCUCGGACUGGGACUGAGAUACUGAUGGCUCACUUCAACUGAUAUUCUCCUCUAAGUUAUUAUUAAACCAAAUAUAAUAUACAUAACAAUGAAUUGCUUUUACAAAACAAAUCUAUGAAAAAUAAGUUUUCAUUAUUAAGUCAUUACUUUAUACAGUAC
Oppiella nova is the source of this 632-nucleotide messenger RNA. The record is from the annotation of a GenBank genome assembly. NCBI's taxonomy places the organism in Eukaryota, Metazoa, Arthropoda, Arachnida, Sarcoptiformes, Oppiidae.